Molecule: messenger RNA, 6249 nt
Organism: Saccostrea cuccullata (small rock oyster)
Lineage: Eukaryota; Metazoa; Mollusca; Bivalvia; Ostreida; Ostreidae
Product: neurofilament medium polypeptide-like
Exons: 13
Coding region: 424-4224 (1266 amino acids)
Molecular function (GO): histone binding
Source: RefSeq, a predicted model, not a curated record
UGUGAAUCCUGGCUUGGUUGUGAAACUGCGGGAUAAAAGCAUUAUUGGAGUUUUUCUCCGCUGAAUUAGUUUGCAGAUUAAUGGUGCCAAAUCCAUUGCUUGUACUCUGGCCCAUAUGAGAGAUCAAUAAUGCUGUAGUAGAGAGAGAGAAGUUAAUUAGGACAAUGGACGAAUUCAAAGAAAUAUUUACUCAAGCCAAAGUUUCUGAAGACAUGCAAAAGUUACAUAAAGAAAGAGCCAUCCCUUAUCAAAUUAAUCAAGAAAAGACAUCGUGAAUGCAGUGCAAAAUACUUACGGUCCUCAGAAUUUUAUAACAGUCUACAAAUUACUCGUGCACAGAUCGAAAGUAAUCCCAAAGAAAUCUAUCUCUAUUUAAGAGAUUUUCUAAAAGAACUCAAAAAUAAUAAAAUAGAUGAGAAUGAGAUGAAAAGAAAAAGAGAUAAUGCAUCCCCAGCUGAAGAUCAUCAUGAAAGUAAGAGAUUCAAGCAAGAUGAAGAAGGGAAAGAAGAAGGUUUUUCUUCCACCUCUGCUGUUGAAUCGGGAAAUGUCUGUGAAAUUUCAGAAAGAAGUGCUAAGCCUGGAACCUCUUUGGCAACCAAAUUGAAGGAUAAAUUUGAUAAAUGUGAGGAAGGUCAAGGUGACACAGCUAAUGAGGGAGGAGAAAUGUGUGAGUCUGACCCUGAAAUUCAAAUAGAGUCCCUGGAAAGUUCCAGUGAAGAAGAAGGUCCAAAAAUUGUGAGAGUGUCGAAAGUUACGAAAGAAGCUGUUGAAGAAAAACAUCUCAAAAAGGCGCCUAAUGAAGAAGAAGAUGUUGAGGAUGAGAUUUCUAACAAGGGGAGGUUAUCACAAGAUGAGGAAAAUGCUGAGGAUAAAAUUCACAACAAACACUCUGUGUUACUAGAACAGGUGGAAGAUUUUGAGGUGGUGCUAAAUGAGGAUUAUUCAAAUGGCAGUACAGGAAGCUCAUUGGUCAAUUACAAUAUCUCAGGAACCAAUAAAGACUCUGCUUGUGAUUCCACUGUUUUGGAUGAAUCUGACAUCAUAUUAGGCAAUGUAGAAAAAGUAGAUGUGGAAAAUAGUGAUCACACUUUGGCAAAUAAAAGACACUUUAACCUAGAAAAAGUUUCAGAGGAAAGCUCAAAUCGAGGAGAUGAGAAGGUGUCUAAAAAGUCAAAUGAGUCAUCUGCUAUUGAUAAAGAAGAAGAUGACAAGUCUGAAUCAGCAAUGGAUAAAUAUCCUGAUUCCACUACCACAGAACCAACAGAAAAAAUUCAAAGUAAAGUUCCAAUAACACCAAGUAAAUAUAAAGAUGUUUUCCAAAAGCUGAAAACUACUGCCAACAAGGUGAAAAGUCUUCCAGUGUCACCAAAGCAUGCAGUUUACUCACCUGACAGUAGCUCAAAGGUGGAAAGUGGUAGCAAUGUGGAAUCUCACAAUAUAGAAGCAAUGGAUAUUGAAGAGGAUAUACAUCCAUUGCAAGGGAAAGACAUAAAGAAGGAUGAAAAAGAUGAUUGUAUUGCAAGUAAAACUGAAAAUCAAGCAAAACUGACAGGUUUACAUAAACUUGAAAAGUCAAAAUGUUCUUUAUCACUGAAGUGCAAAAAGAAAGAUCAGCAGACAAAGGAUACUUUACAUAAUAAAGAUUCUUGUGACAGUGAAGAGACAAAUCAAGAGAAAUAUAUUGUAAUUAGCAGUAGUCAGGAUACUGAUGAAGAUGUUAGUGAAAAACCACAGUGUGCAAGAAAGCUCACAGAUGAUUUCUUUGAAAAUUGUUCAGAGAGUCCGUUGAAAAUUAUACAUGUAGCCUCUGGAACUGCCAUAGAAGCCAUGGAUUCUGGUGAGGAGCAAGAAAAAGAAAUGGAAGUUGAUUCUGUAAGCAGAGGUGAAGAACAAAAGAAUGUCACACAGGAUGAAAGCAAAACCAGUGAUGUCAUACAGGAGGAGAGCAAAACCAAUGAUGUCACACAGGAGGAGAGCAAAACCAAUGAUGUCACACAGGAGGAAAGCGAAAUCAGUGAUGUCACACAUGAAGACAACAAAACCAUUUCUCAGAAGAAAUUAGAGAAAUCAAAUUCCAGGGAGGAAACUAAGGAAGAAGGAACAAAACCAGAUAUAAAAUGUACUGAUGAUGAACCAUCAACUAGUGCAGAAGGAGGAGCUAAAAGGGAGAAGAAGGGUUCAAAGAGGCAGAUUGAAAGACUAGAAAAACUGCUGAAGGACAUUCGAGACAAGAUUGAGGCAUUGAAAGAAACAGAAGUGGACUUGGAUGAUGAAGAUUCAGCCUACAUCAUGGAGGAAAAAUACCAGAAAAAGUUUGUCAAGGUGUGGAACAAACUUUGUGAGAUCAAAGAGAGCAGCACCGACACAGGUCGACCAGUGGAGAGGAAAUUCAGAUAUGAAGGCACUCGUUAUCCAGAGAUCAACAAGAAAAUUGAAAAAUUUGUGAACAAGACUAAAUGUUUUCCAGACUAUCAUGAUGUCAAAGAGAUAAUCAUCAGUGUCAAUAAAAGCAAGUCACUCCGCAUAAAGACAUCAGCCAUUGACCGACUUGCCAGGGAGGCCUUUGCUGAUGUGGGAGAUCAACUCCAGAAGAGAAGAGAGCAAGAUUUCCAAUAUACAUUUCUUGGUCACCUCCCUCCAGAAAAGAAAGUAGUCAGAAAUGAAGAUGACCCAGCCUAUGAUGAUAAAGCUCUACAACUAAAGCUGGAGGAAAACAAGAAGAUUUCCAAGAGUCGCCUGAAUGAGGUGCUAGAGAAAUACGUCCAGAAACAGGAGAGGAGAGACGAGGGGGAGGAUGAUGAGGACGACACGCAAGAGGAGGAGGAAGAUACCCAGGGGGAUGAGGAAGAGGAGGACAAUGAAGAUGUAGACGUCCCAGAAAUGGACCAAAUCAUAAAUGGUGAAUCUCAAGAUGGAACCCUGGACAGUAGCAUUAUCAGUGAGGAAAGCAGAGAAUUAAGUCUACCUUCAAUACGUUCUGAAAUGAAGAAGGAGAAACCAGAGACAGGCAAACAGGAGCGAUACUCGGAAGCUAACGUUAAAGAGGUUUGGGAACCAGUGACUGUAAAAGAUGAAGUGAAAAAGGAGAAAAUAGAUACAAUGAAUGCUUUUCCUGUUGUCCUUAAGCCAGUGGAUGAUGAUAUUGUUUGUAUUGAUGAUGAUGAUGACGAUGUGAUGGUGGCACAAGAAGAUUUAUUAGACUUCUCUCAUAAGCGAACAAAGCAGAAUACCAAACAUGAGGCUAAACCAGAUGAAAUUAAAGAGAAAAAAUCAGGAGAAGUACCCAACAUCAUACAAUCUCUUCACAAAGAAAUAAUGAAUCAGUUUUAUUCUAUAAAGUCCAGCAUAAACAAGGGCGAAACUCUCUCUUCAUCGACAGUUAAACCAGAAGUGUACACAGGGAAGAAUUUUGUGGAGAGAAAAUUUCCUAGUUAUCAGGUGAAGAACAAUUCAGGUGUUUCAUAUACAGCAUCAUCUAAAGUUUUGUCAAAAACCAAUCAAAACAGAGCCUCACUUUCACGGACCAAUGAUUCAAGAGCCUCAUGUUCAGGAAGUAGUGACAAAAGAAAGGGAGGUGAAAUUAAUGAUUUAAAAUUUGUUCAUAGCAAGAAAUUACACUCCCUUUUAGUGAGCAAUACUGAGAAAAAUCAAAGGGAAUUGCAGGAUAAGGAGAUCAAGUUUAUACCACUGAAUAAAAUGGGGGAAAAAUUGUUAGGCGAAUCAGUUAACCCAGAAAGGGGGAAUCAAAGGCUUGACGUACCACACACAAGUGAGGAGAAAACCAAAUCAGACCCUGAAGAAGUUGUCAUAUACCCUAGUGCUGGACAAAAAAUUGUCAAUGUAGGUGGAAGGCAUCCCCAAAUGUUUAAAAAAGGUCACUCUAAACCUUGUAAAAAUGUCAAAUCUCGAAAAAGUGCUCCAUGGAACCAUAUGGAGGGGACAACACCUGUACUUCUGGAUAUAAGUGAUGAGAGUUCAGCUGAGGAUGAACCAGUGUUCAGUUCACAUACAGAACCAGUUCAAACCUCAUCUAGUUCAGCACAAGGGAUUUCUGCAUCACUAGGUAGAGUUUUGCAAUGGACAAAUAGCUCUGAAAAAGGGAAUAAGUUAGGACAAAGUAGUAGAUUAUCUCAUGUAGGAGGAGAAAGAAAACAUGUUCCCUCAAAUGCAGUAGUGAAAGUUCUUAAACAGGAGGAAGACGAUGAUAUUAUAAUUUUAGAUUAGUGUGUUCAGAUAGAGAUUUCCUUAACUCAGACAUAUAUUGACAGACAAUUAUCAGAGAUCUCGGUGCAAAAAAAAAAUGAAACUACCAGUACUUAGUAAACAGCUGAAAUAAGAACUGAUCUAAUGUAUUUGAUUAUGAGAUCUUAGAUUCCUUAUGACAAAUAUAUAUAUUUUUUUUCUAUUUAUUUUAAGCAGAUAUGUUGAUAUGCUUGAUAAUACAUUUUGAUACAUUGAACAUAAACAGAAAACAAUUAUGAUUGCUUUUACAUUGCUUACUUAUUAUUGUAUUUGUUAUUUACAUGUACAGUGUAUAUUUAUUUCUUAAUUGUUCAAGGUGCUUAAAGCAAAAUGAAAAUUUUAUUAAUGUUUUUAAAUGUCUCUAGAAAAUGUAGUUUUGUACUCAUAUUUUGUAAAUUUGAAUUUAAGUUUCACACUCAAAACUUUGAGUGAUGAAUCAAGAUGUACAAAAAAUUAAUUAAGCCACUAAACAAGGUUAUUUGCAAAUGCAUUGUUUACCAUAAGCGUAAUUUCAUAAAUUUAUGAGUGAAUAUGUGUAAAUUAAGAUUUUAUGUUCAGUUCGUUUUUAAUUCUAACAAAAUUUCCAAGACAAAAAGGUUUAUUCUGAUUUCUUAGCCAUAGAAUGUCUAAUUUCUGAAAGACUGCCUUGAAUAUGUCUAAGAUCACAAACGGUUUUCUCAUGCUUUUCUGAUUUACUGUUACCAUGAUUAGGGGUGUGAUCUCCACUACUAGUUCUAAGUUUUUUUUUCCACUGCCUUCUCAGAUACAAUAGAUUUUCUGACAAUCAUAGGUACCACUUCUAAAUCUAACUAAACUAAUUAUUUUGGCUUUUAUGUGUUCUCUGUCUUGUGUUUUUUGCUAGCUCCAGUUUUAUCAGCCAUUGUGAGUGAAUUGUGCUUGAAUAUGAUUUCACAACAAAGAUAGUCUUAAUUUUAAAGAGUCUUCAAAAAUCCAAAACUUAUGUCGCACUCUUGGAUUGAGCUAUAAAUUCCUUCACACAACAUUGUACACACUUAAAAUCACAAAGAAACAGUUUUGAUGAUAGAAGAUGGAGCCUAAUAUUUUUGGUCACUCCCAGACUAUCAUCUGACAAGAACUCUCCUCAUUAUUAAAAAUUAACUAAGUACAUGUACUUGUAUAUAGAAAUACCUCAUUGAUUUUAUGAUAUCCUUUUAAAUACUUUGCAAUCAUGUAUCAGGGUAUCAUUUUAAUAUUGUGUGAAUACUUAUAUGUCUUUUUUUUUGCAAUGUGCAUUUUCAAAUGAUCUGUGCUUGUCAUUGCAUUUUAUUAUGAGUCCUAUUGAAAAAUUUUAAAACAACUAAAGUUGGAAUCAUGUACUGAAAAAUUGCAUUUAUAUAUAAGAGUCGCAAAUCAGUGUUUUAAAUGGUACUUUACAUCAUCAGAUUAUGAAUGGAUCCUAUUUCUUACAGUCAAAUGCACUAAAUUAUAGCUCAUUGUAUUUUUUUUAAUGAAUUUUAAUUACAGGGAAUAUUCUCAGGAAAAGCAUUUUUUUUAAUCUGAACAUUUCAACUUCAUAACAAGAUCAUAACAAAGUGUGUCUAGUCUAUUUUUAUGCCCCCCCCCACCCCCUUUGAAGAAGGGAGGGUGUUUUGCUUUGCUGCUGUUUGUUGAUGGGUCGGUCUGUUGGUCCACCAACAGUUUUCAUUCAUUUUCUUUGCAGAGGUGGCUUGUGCUGAAUAUGAAAUUUGGUAAAGAGAUUUAUCAUAAGAAUAUCUAGGUCAAGUUCUGUUUUGGUUGUGAUCGAGCAAUCUCUGACAGAGUUAUGCCCCUUGGACUUAAAAAAAUGGCAAUUAUUGGGGUGAGGGCAUCAGUGUUUUACAAACAUAUUUUGUUAUAUAUCAUUUGACUUCAAAUUUUACUGACAGGAAAGAUUGGAGGCUCAAAGUCAUAUUCAUGUUAGUCAGUCAGCUGUAUUGUCAGUGAAGCAUUUACUGAGGGUUUUCUUGCUUAAAACAUGUAUGUUAACUAAAAAUUUCAAUAAAUGUG